Ostertagia ostertagi is the source of this 681-nucleotide messenger RNA. The record is from the annotation of a GenBank genome assembly. NCBI's taxonomy places the organism in Eukaryota, Metazoa, Nematoda, Chromadorea, Rhabditida, Trichostrongylidae.
AUGAUGGACUUCCAAGUGACCGUUGCUCCUCCAAGCAAGCCUCGUGAGAAUCCCUUCGGCUCCAUCUUCCGUAACAAGAAGACAGGCCCUGCCUUCUUACUGUCCAGUGCACACCUCCAACAGUCAACUGUCCCACCCGGACCUCCUGGACCUCCUGGACAGCCCGGAGCUCCUGGGCAACCUGGUGCGCCUGGCCAACCUGGAAGUGACAACACCGUCACAUACGCUCCUAUUAUCUGCCCUGGAGGAGACACCACUUGUAUCCAGUGCCCAGCAGGACCUCCAGGUCCACCCGGACCGGAUGGAAACCCUGGAGGCCCAGGACCCAACGGAAACCCAGGACAAGCUGGAUCACCUGGACAAGAUGGACAGCCAGGACCAUCUGGACCUCCCGGAGACGCUGGAUCACCAGGAAACCCAGGAAGCGAUGGACAGCCUGGACACCCGGACAGGACGGCACCACCUCAACCAACACCCCUGGAGGACCUGGACCAGCUGGACCAGCAGGAGCUCCUGGAAAUGCAGGAGGACCUGGACAGCCAGGAAACGCAGGAAACCCAGGAGCUCCUGGACCCGCUGGACAACCCGGAGCUCCUGGACAGCCCGGACCCAACGUUUUUCAUUAGCGACAAUUCGGAGAAUAAAGGCAUUGCUCUCACAUUGACUCUUGUUGAACAUUGA